Ostreococcus tauri is the source of this 1653-nucleotide messenger RNA. RefSeq names its product G-protein beta WD-40 repeat. Bases 1 to 1653 code for a protein of 550 amino acids. Gene Ontology annotation, cellular component: nucleolus. Gene Ontology annotation, molecular function: protein binding. NCBI's taxonomy places the organism in Eukaryota, Viridiplantae, Chlorophyta, Mamiellophyceae, Mamiellales, Bathycoccaceae. Gene Ontology annotation, biological process: positive regulation of transcription by RNA polymerase I; rRNA processing. The transcript has a single exon. The record is from RefSeq and is a predicted model, not a curated record.
AUGGACGUCCGAGAUCACGGCGCGCGCGGUGACGCCGGAGGUUUUCUCCAUCAAGGAUUGGGGGAGUACCGAAAGCUGCCGACGAAAAAAUACCCGGCGCUCGAGCGACGGGAGACGGCGGAGUGGCGAUACUGGAGGAAUUUCGCGAGCACGACGUUGAGUGAACAGGUGAACGCGGUGACGAGCGUGUCGUACGGUGGAAUGGAGAGUGGAAGAGCGACGCUGGCGACGACGAGCGGAGCGCGGGUGACGCUGCACGCGCCGAGCGGAGCGAGGAAAUUGCGAACGUUCGCGAGGUUUAAGGACGUGGCGUACAGUGGGGUGUUGCGAGAUGAUGGUCGAGCGCUCGCGGUGGGUGGGCAGCAAGGGGUGGUGCAGUUGUUCGAUUGCGGCUCGCGGGCGGUGCUGCGGAAGUUUUCGGCGCACGUCGCCGCCGUUCGAGCGGUGCGAUGGAGCGGAGAUAAGCUCCAUCUCGCCUCGGCGAGCGACGACGCGACGGUGCGAUUAUGGGAUAUUUCUACCGGGAACUGCGUUCGAAGGCACGACGGGCACAAGGAUUACGUGCGAGCGUUGGAGCGGAGUCCGGCGUCUGGGGAAAUUUGGGCGAGCGGGUCGUACGAUCACGCUGUAAAGCUCUGGGACGCUCGAGCGGGACGAGAAGCGGUGAUGACGUUCGAUCACAAGGUUCCGGUAGAAGACAUCGCGUGGUAUCCGAACGGGAACUUGCUCGUGUCCGUGGGUGGCGAGGACGUGUGCGUCUGGGACGUCCUCGGUGGUGGACGACUCCUCCAACGACUGCGAAGUCACCAGAAAACCAUCACCACCGUGCACGUGCACGACGACGCGGGUCCGCCGUCAUUUGCGUCUGGUUUUGAGAUGACCGGUAACAGCGCCAUCGAUGCAAAGGCUCCGCGCAUGAUCACCGGCUCUCUAGAUGGUUUCGUGAAGAUUCACGAGCUCGACACCUUCACGGUGACGCACUCGAUAAAGUACCCGGGACCGGUGCUCUCGUGUUCGCUCUCACCGGACGCGAACUGCCUCGCGACGGGGUUGGCGAACAAAGUUUUAAGCGUGCGACGUCGAAAGACGCCGCGCAAUAAGGAUGAAUCUUCCGGUUACCAAGGCGUUCGGAGCAAGAAGAAGGGAUACACAGUCAAGAAGCCGAGGCGACUAGACGCCGGGCACUGGCGAUACUUCAUUCGUGGACAGAACUCCAAGACCGCGGCAAAUGCGACGCGUGUGCUUCGACAGCGCCGUAUUCAUCUGGCCGCGCACGAUCGAAUGCUUAAACAGUUCAGAUACGGAGACGCCCUGGACGCGGCGCUGCACAUGAGACGCUCAGAGGUCAUCGCCGCCGUCAUCGAAGAAGUAGGUAGACGCGGCGGUCUACAAAAGGCGCUAGCGAACCGCGACGACGAAUCACUGCUCCCAAUUCUAGAGUACAUCGAGAAGAAUAUCGCCAAGCCUCGUCACACCGCGCAGAUGGUGAACAUCGCCAACCGAAUCAUUGAUAUUUACGGCAGCGACGUCGGCGCAAGCGCAACGGUUGAUAACAGCCUUCGACGCAUUCAGGAAAAGGUUAAGACACAACUUCGCCUUCAUGAGUCGCUGAGGCAGUUGCAGGGCAUGGCUCUCAUGAUCACCGGGGCGUGA